CCACUGCUGCGUUAUCCAAAUUUCCCACAUUCUAUUUUCCUCUUCAGCUUUCCCAAAGUCUUAACCCAUUCACAAUCACAAAGCCGCGGCGAAUCUCCGCCGACUGUUUCCAGUUUCCAUGGCUGCUCCCCUAUUUGCCCUUCUUCUCUUCUUCUUCUAUGGCUGCAGCUCCUCUCUGGUCAUCCCCGUUUCCAAAGAUCCCUCCACCAAUCAGUAUUUGGCCACCGUCAACCACGGCUCUCCGAUUAGCCCCAUCCGCCUCGCCGUCGAUCUGGGCGGACCGUUUCUCUGGAUGGGCU
Messenger RNA from Momordica charantia (bitter melon), 299 nucleotides. The record is from RefSeq and is a predicted model, not a curated record. Lineage: Eukaryota; Viridiplantae; Streptophyta; Magnoliopsida; Cucurbitales; Cucurbitaceae.